This is a messenger RNA of Gongylonema pulchrum, 222 nucleotides long. The record is from the annotation of a GenBank genome assembly. NCBI's taxonomy places the organism in Eukaryota, Metazoa, Nematoda, Chromadorea, Rhabditida, Gongylonematidae.
AUGCCAUGGAUGAGCGAUCUGAUGCCUAAUGCCGAAAAAUCACAUUACGCAGGUGCAGAGGAAGAGUUGCUGGCGCAAGCGCCGUUAUCGCGAGGGAAACAUCUGGAAGCGCAGCGCACCGAGCCAACGGGCGACACUGAUUAUCCGAGCCUCGAUCGGAUGCGAUCCUCGCUGCUGCUGCUAAAAGCAGUCGAGAGAGUUCUAGCUCUAACUGCUUAUUAA